Momordica charantia (bitter melon) is the source of this 1116-nucleotide messenger RNA. RefSeq names its product aquaporin TIP1-2-like. Gene Ontology annotation, cellular component: membrane. Gene Ontology annotation, biological process: transmembrane transport. Gene Ontology annotation, molecular function: channel activity. NCBI's taxonomy places the organism in Eukaryota, Viridiplantae, Streptophyta, Magnoliopsida, Cucurbitales, Cucurbitaceae. The record is from RefSeq and is a predicted model, not a curated record.
CUUCAUUCAUUCCUUCAAAUUAAUUUCAAUGGCUUCCCAAGCCCAUGGAGCUGCGCAGGAGGAUCUUGUUUUAUCAGUUGAACMAGGAAACUCCAAUCAGAAUGAUCCCUCUUUUGUUUCCAGAUUUCUUCUUUCCAUUGGUGCCCAUGAGCUUUACUCACAAGAGAUGUGGAAAGCGGCGAUGACAGAAUUGGUAGCCACGGCGUUCCUCAUAUUUUGCUUAACAAGUUCCAUCAUCUCCUGCUUGAACUCCAACGAAUCAGAUCCAAAGCUCUUUAUCCCUAUCGCCGUUUUCGUCAUCCUCUUCCUCUUCCUCCUCGUCACUUUCCCUCUCUCCGGCGGCUUCAUGAGCCCUAUUUUCACCUUCAUCGCCGGCCUCAGAGGCGUCAUAACCUUCACACGCGCCGCCGUCUACAUUUUAGGGCAAUGUCUCGGCUCCAUCCUCGCAUUUCUCAUGAUCAAGGACGCAAUGAGCCCCGAAGUCGCCGACAAGUACUCGCUCGGCGGCUGCACCAUCCGCGGCACCGGCGCCUCCCCCGGCCUCGGCCUCACCACGGCUCUGGUCCUGGAGUUCGCCUGCACCUUCGUCGUGCUCUACGUCGGAGUCACGGUGGUGCUCGACAAGAAAAUGAGCGAGCAGCUCGGAUUGCCGAUGGUCUGCGUGAUGAUAGCGGGGAGUUCGGCGGUGGCGGUUUUCGUGUCGACGACGAUCACCGGGCGGCCGGGGUACGGCGGCGUGGGGCUGAAUCCGGCGAGAUGUUUAGGGCCGGCGUUGUUGAAAGGGGGGCGGCUGUGGGAGGGGCAUUGGGUUUUCUGGGUGGGGCCGUUUGCGGCGUGCGUGGCUUAUUACGGAUUUUCGGUGAACUUGCCGAAGGGGCUGCUGCAGGUUGGUGCGGAGGGGGAGAUUGGGAUCUUGAAGAUGGCCGGAGUUUGUUGGCGGAGGACUACGGCGGCGCCUCCGGAGGUUACAUUGGAGCAAAAGCUAGGGCAAAAUCUUGAACUCUGAAUUAAUAGAAUGGGAGGAGGGCGUUGGGCACGACUUACAACACAACCAUUUCUCGUGGUUUUGGACUAUAUUAAUUUUCUAAUUUGAGGGACCAUAUAGUUAUUUAUGAA